CUGACCAGCUAAUGGACCAUUUCUUCUUCUUUUUGCUUUCUUUAGAGUCAAGAAACUAAAUGAAAAAGGUAACCUAUACGACUAUAUAUAUAAAAGAAAAGUCCAAGAGUUUAGUUUGUUAGUAGAAUUAACGAAAAUGAAAGCUGUGGUGAGCAAAUUGCAUUGUUCCUCGACAGAGGAUGUGAUGCUGGUGAGACGGCGGCCACACGUGGUCAAUGGUGGUGGCUUUGUGGUGACAGAUUGCAAAGAGAAGACCGUUUUCAAGAUCGACGGUUGUGGAGUUCUUGGCACUAGAGGAGAGUUAGUUCUUAAAGAUGGUGAUGGUAAUGACUUGCUUCUCAUCCACAAAAAGGGAGGAAUAGUGCAGGCUCUUAGCAUUCAUAACAAGUGGAGAGGAUGUAGUUACGACUACAAAGGAAGACCUAAACCGGUUUUCACAUUAAAGGAUCCCAAACACUCUUGCUUCUCCAUAACCGGUUCAAUCCGCAUAUCGGUCCAACCGGGGAAUUCCUACUUUGAUGUGAAAGGGUAUUUCCCAGAUAGGGAUUGUAGUAUCAUCGAUUCAACCGGAAACGUCAUUGCUCAAGUAAAAGAAUGGAUUGGGAGCAGAGAUAUAUAUAAGGUAGGGACAAAAGCCAAUGUGGAUAAAGCUUUUGUUUUUGGAGUAAUAUCGGUUCUUGACUAUAUCUAUGGUGAAUCUACAAGCUGUUGAUCACUUUAAUAUCUUCUUAGCAUUAUUAUUUGCUAGACUCAACUCGUGUUUAUCGUUCUUUUAAAAUUUGAUGAUUCGAUAUUGUUUUGUAAUAACAACUAAAUAACUAUAUAAUUAUUUAAUAUUAGGCUUUUAAUUCGUAUUAUGCGCAUCUGUAUU
Molecule: messenger RNA, 871 nt
Organism: Thlaspi arvense
Lineage: Eukaryota; Viridiplantae; Streptophyta; Magnoliopsida; Brassicales; Brassicaceae
Source: the annotation of a GenBank genome assembly